AUUGACGCUGGUAGACGUCCCGUGUUUCGGUUGGUCCGCCUCUCUCCCGACGAGAUUCGGCUGUUCUCGUUGCAAAGCGUCCAAGUGGAGGAAAAGGAACGAAGAAGGGGCGAAGGUGGUGUUAUUGGCGAAAAAGAAAAAAGUAACCAACAAUUAAAAAUUAGCGCUAACCGUCUCCAGAAAGUGAAAGCGGUGCUUUGAAGUCGACGGAGGCGAGGUCUCUGCUGAGCUGGUUUCCCACAGUCUGUGGUGUAAACACAUUAGUGUAGUUCUGACAUUGCGCCGUGAGACAGAACAGAGGGAAAGGUCUCCUCCCAGUCUGUUGACGGAUACAGUUUGGCUUCAGUGGAAGGAGACGCGGCUAGACCUGACUGUACGUUACACACCGGCCAGGUUCGGGUCCGCUUGAGACAUCAUUUCGGUCCGGAUCCGGACCGAGAUCCGCCUUUUGGUGAUGGCUGGUGUAGGAGAUAUGUUCUUGGCACUCUUUGGGCCUCUUAACUCCAAUCAAGCAUCAUUUAAAUGCCACAGCCUACUGUUGCACCGCCCAGGAUGUCUUCAAAGCUUCACUCUUCCAAUAACAUCGCCCAUGCCCGACGGACGGUGCAGCAGCUGAGAAUAGAGGCGAGCAUUGAGAGGAUAAAGGUAUCCAAGGCCUCUGCAGACCUUAUGAACUACUGCAACGAACAUGCUAGAAACGACCCUCUACUUAUGGGCAUCCCUGCUUCAGACAACCCCUUCAAGGACAAAAAACCCUGCACUAUAUUGUAGUGGAUGUCACGUAGCCUUAUUGUGUUGUGGUUUUUUUUUUUUUUUUUUUUUUUUUUUUUUUUUUUUGGCUUAUUAAUGUUGCUGUAUUCUUUUGUGUUGGGAGAAGUUGGAGGAGUGGACUGAAAUCGUAUCAUUCCCACAUGUUCAGAAAUGUUGUGUGGCUGUUCCAUUAGCCCGUAUUAUUCACUGAAACUAUUGACCCACUCUUCAGUUUGAGCUCUAACCACUAACAAAACUUUGCCUGCAAGUGCGUAAUGUUAAAGCAGAUGUCAUUGUCAGAAUGUCCCAACAGGACUGGCAAUCCUCAGUGAUGGAUUUGGUCUUUCCUCAUAUGUGCACAGUGUCAUCUCCAGUGGGCAGUGACUGUUAUUAGUGUCCCAGGUUUGCCUUAAAUGGGUUCAUGCAGCCAAAGUUUCCUUCCUGUCUUUUCAAGUGUGUCAUUCAAGGAGAACAGUGAUCGCUUCAGAAAGCAUUGCCGCCAGUAUUGAACAGUUUAGAUCACUAAAUUCAGGGUGAAUUCUGCUCAGAUGUAACCAUGAUGUAUUUUGGAUUGGAGCAGUAACACUUGGUGUUACAUUUGUAUCUAUUAACACAUAAUAUUUUCAACCCAUCCCAGCUGCAGCAGCUCCAACUGCUUCUGGACAAUCUGCAUCCUGUUCAAUUCACUCUUUGCACUCUGGUACUAUAACUAUAAUAUAGUAAUGUAAAAUCUCACUGCAGUAUAAUUACCUUGUAUAGUGUUGUCUUUAGCUGAUUUUAAUGAACCAUAUGUUGAUAUUCAUUCCGUAUAAAAACCUUUAGUCAAAGACGAUCUUUGCUCAGCUUCAGAUUUAUGUGAAAAAUGAAAAUGCUUUAUGGGCAACACUGUGUAAUGAAAACCUUGGGACCAAAAAAACCAAUGACAGAAAAUUGUAGAAAUUUUAAAUGGUGUCUGAAUUCAACCAUUUUAGCCAUCCUUUGUGAAAACCUUCUGUGGUACGUUAUUUUUAGGAUGCUGACGACAAAACGUGCCAGCAAUUGUUACGCAGUGUGAGCCACGCCCACUCGCUCAUCACAAGUGUCUUAGUCAAGUGGACGUGCACGUCAUUAUCUUUAAGUGUUUUGGCACCAUGUGGGUGUCCGGUGAUUUUUUUUUUUUUUCUUCUUUUCUUUUGUCUUUUAAACCACUCUCUCAUAACUGCUUGAGUUUUUAACUUUUGUGCUGGUGGGGAUGCUGGUUUUGUCUGACAUGUCCUGCAUGUUGUGAUUUGCUGGGAGAAAAUAUCUGCUAUGGUGAAUUUUACAAAAAAGAACGAAUAGAUAGUGUUAAUUCAAAUCUUCACUCUAAAGCCUUACUUAUGUUUGCCUUGUAUGAUAAAGAACAUUCUAACUGGGAGUACUUUCUAUAAAGAUGUUUCUAUCAAUUCUUAUCUGUGGGAUGAAAGUGAUUUGUAACAAUAUUGUGCCAUCGGUUUUGUCUACAUGUCACGAGCAAAACUUGUUAAAAUCGUGUUUCACUUACCAGGUGCUCCGCUUUUCAGCAGUUUUGGUAUUGUUGCCUUCUCCAAAGGGUACUGUCGGGUCUUCGAAUCAGCAAGAUCUAGUGUUACUAUCCAAUGGUAUUUUUUAUGAUUUUUUUGUCCAGCUGUCAGUUCUUCUUACUUGCAAUAAAUGAGUCCUGUUUGCCUCCUAAGGAAAAAUUCAGAUGACCACUGCCAUGUCCUAAUUUUUGUCCAUUCACAGUGACUCUGUAACAGCCUUAUUGUACCAUUUAUAGAUUAAUUUAAUUGUCAAAAUCUGCAUUUUGAUAACUGUCUUUAUUAAUAUUCCAACAUUUGUAUGAAGACUUAACUGAAAUUAAUAAAGUGAAGCAUUCCUACAGUCCAAUACUGUACCAAUAUCUCAAUAAAAUGUGCUGUGCUGCA
Archocentrus centrarchus (flier cichlid) is the source of this 2675-nucleotide messenger RNA. It is a transcript of the gene gng12a, whose product is annotated as guanine nucleotide binding protein (G protein), gamma 12a. Lineage: Eukaryota; Metazoa; Chordata; Actinopteri; Cichliformes; Cichlidae. Gene Ontology annotation, biological process: G protein-coupled receptor signaling pathway. Gene Ontology annotation, cellular component: heterotrimeric G-protein complex. The transcript is spliced from 4 exons. The record is from RefSeq and is a predicted model, not a curated record. The coding region runs from base 523 to 771 and encodes 82 amino acids. Gene Ontology annotation, molecular function: G-protein beta-subunit binding.